Funneliformis geosporum is the source of this 936-nucleotide messenger RNA. The record is from the annotation of a GenBank genome assembly. Lineage: Eukaryota; Fungi; Glomeromycota; Glomeromycetes; Glomerales; Glomeraceae.
AUGGAUAUUUCAAGUAAUAGUGAUGAUAGUUUUGAGAAUGAAGAAGCUAUAGAUAUUUUGUUUCGCUCCUAUUCUAGUACACCAGUUGUACACAUUGCUGAUAUCUCUAAUGCAACACCUAGACAGUUUUUUGAGCGUUUUAUACCUGUUGAUUUUAUAAUAUCAGUAGUAAUUCCAUCUACAAAUAAAUAUGCACGUGAAUGUGAACAAACAGCUAGAGUUUCACUGGCAUUUGGUCAAUACAUAUUAUAUCAACGAUUUCGAAAUAUCAUAAAAUAUUUGACAUUAACAGAUAUAUCAACAAAUAAUGAUCCCUUUCAUUUUGCAUGGCAGUUUCAUGAUGAAUUUAAUGAAAAUCUUAUAAAAGCUAUCCUACCUGGUCCUUAUCUUUGUAUGGAUGAAUCAAUUGGUAGAACAAUUAUCGCUGAUUCGUGGUUUGAUAGCACAGAUGCAUGCAUUACUUUAUAUAAACAUGGUCUUUAUUCUAUCCUACAGAUAAAAAAACAUCGUUAUUGGCCUAAAAAUAUCCCUAAUGAUAUUACGGAUGUAUUUGAAAAUACAUAUGGGUUAUCUAUUAGUCGAGUUUGCAAAAUAAGUGAUGUUGACUUAACUGUAUAUUCAAUUCAUGAUCACAAAGAUAUCGUACUUUUUGCUAGUUAUUCUACAACAACUCUCAGAAGAGAAGUAAAUCGAUAUAUUAAGGGUUAUGGCAAUGCAACAUUCCAUCGACCUAUUGUAUUUGAUGAGUAUAAUGAAUUUAGAUCAGCUGUAAACAUGUUUAAUAAUUUGCGUGAUAAUUCACUUUCUUAUCAUGAUAUUCUUGGAUUAAAACGCUCUGCAGAUCAUGUUUUUUGCUUUAUCUUACAGUUGCAGAGACAAAUAGCUUCUCUGCAUAUUGUAGAUUUAUUCCAGGAAAAAAAAUAUGAAACACGUUGA